Molecule: messenger RNA, 1719 nt
Organism: Lineus longissimus
Lineage: Eukaryota; Metazoa; Nemertea; Pilidiophora; Heteronemertea; Lineidae
Product: peroxisomal membrane protein 11B-like
Exons: 3
Coding region: 115-861 (248 amino acids)
Biological process (GO): peroxisome fission
Cellular component (GO): peroxisomal membrane
Source: RefSeq, a predicted model, not a curated record
AGGAACCGAUGUUGGGUGAAGAUUGAGGCCCUCAUAAAACCUCAAUAAACUCCGAUUUAUUCAUAUUUCAUUGUCUGACAGUUAUAUUUCUGACUUUGCAAGUGUUCAUAUAUCAUGGAGAUUCUCUCUGAUGUGGCUAAAUUCAAUGCCCAAACUGCUGGGAGAGAUAAAUUCUGCAGAUUGGUCCAGUACUCCAGCAAGCUCACUUGGUGGUACUUUGAGAAAGUUGACAAAGAUAAAGAAUGGAUCAAGACAUUAAAAAACCUGGAAUCCGUCAUCAGUAGUACUAGGAAGUUGCUUCGAUUUGGGAAGAGUCUGGACCUUCUUCAGGCUUCUUUACGCUCCCUUCACAUUGGUGACAUUGUCUUCCGCCUUACAAUCACGCUUUCCAAGAUUACCCAAGGUCUUUACCUCCUUGUAGAUCAUGCGAUAUGGCUUAGCCGGGUGGGACUUUUGAAGAUGGAUGCCAAGAAACUUAAUGAAACUGCAGCAAGGUUUUGGAUUACUACAAUAAUCAUGGGUUUGACCAGGGAUGUCUAUGAGAUUCUUACGAUUCUUAACCAGCAGUACAAAACAAGGGAGAAGCGCAAAAUGAGAAGUCAGUAUACAAAUGGAGUUGCCAACCAGACCUUUGUUACAAGACCAACAAUGUCACACACAGAAUUAUUUGGGAAAUUUGUUGUGGAGAAUAAACCAUUGCUUUUGGACACUGCUAAGAAUGGAGCUGAUUUGUUCCUUCCAAUGUCUACUUUAGGUUAUAUUAAAGUGUCGCCUGGGUUUCAGGGUGUGUGCGGCAUAAUCUCUUCAUUAGUGGGGAUUUUAACUGUGUGGAACUCUGGCUACAGGCUAGUACCAUCAUAAGGACUUUCUUGUAUGAAAUAAACUGUAAACUAGGUCAGGAGCUGUUGUACAAACCUUGAUGGGCAGUUUAUUUUUCAAGAAAUUGAUUUGGGUUUAUUUAUAAUAUAGAUAUGUUUAUGGAAAUGUUAUGCCACCUUGUCAGAUGUGAUGGCUCCUGACUGAGUUUACAGUAUAAAGGACAACAUUUGGUGCUGUAUGCUCUCGCCUUGCAAUAGACAUUUUAUGUAUUCAUUAUGCAACUGACACUUGUCGCAUUAACUGAUCAGUGAAAGUUGACACGCCAUCCUAAUUCACAUUGGUGUUUGGUCAAAAUGUCAAAGUGAGGACCAGUUAGGUUUUUUUUCCAUUUAAUUUAAUUAUUUAUUGAUUGAAUACCUGUACAUAGUCAUCCUUGUAAAAUGCAUUUAAGUAUAAAAGCAAAUGAUUUAGUUAUGUGAGAAUUUUUAUGGAAUGAAAUUGAAACUAUUAGGACAUGCACGUAUAGGUUUGGUAUUUGUCUCUUGAAAUAAAGGUAGAUCAGGUGUAGGUCUUGCAAGUACGUGUACCAGAAAAUGUAAGACUAGGAAGGAAAUGUCUUCAACAAGACAUCUGCUGUAGUGUUGACCAGAGGAUCAUUUACUGUACCCAUGUCUUUCAGUCAGUAUUUUAGAUUUUAGAUAUUUAUCCUCAAAACAAGCCAAGGUGUAAACAUGUAUCUUAAGGGCUGUAAUUUGAUGCAUGAUUUACAUAUCAAUAAAUUGUGUCCGAAUGUCUUUCUGGUAUCUGUAUAUUAAUGACCAAAUAUCUGUAUAUUAACGAACAAAUAUCUGUAUAUUAACGAACAAAUAUCUGUAUGUUAGUGAUCAAUUCUCAGUAAAU